This is a messenger RNA of Capsicum annuum, 286 nucleotides long. Its product is annotated as zinc finger protein ZAT5-like. The transcript has a single exon. The annotation marks the transcript as partial. Lineage: Eukaryota; Viridiplantae; Streptophyta; Magnoliopsida; Solanales; Solanaceae. The record is from RefSeq and is a predicted model, not a curated record. Gene Ontology annotation, biological process: response to chitin.
AUGGCAAAUUACUUGAUGUUAUUUUCACAUCGACAAAAUCAUUUUGACACGAGCAUGACCAACUCUCCUGGUAAAGUUUUCGAGUGUAAGACUUGUAAUAGACAAUUUUCUUCGUUUCAAGCACUUGGCGGUCAUCGAGCAAGUCAUAAGAAGCCAAGAUUAAUGGGAGAAUUGAAUUUCCAAAUGCCAAUUUCUCCACCUAAACCAAAAAUACAUGAAUGUUCAAUUUGUGGACUUGAAUUUCCUAUAGGACAAGCUUUAGGUGGACAUAUGAGAAGACAUAGAG